This is a messenger RNA of Hibiscus syriacus, 1456 nucleotides long. Its product is annotated as transcription activator GLK1-like. Gene Ontology annotation, molecular function: DNA-binding transcription factor activity; DNA binding. Lineage: Eukaryota; Viridiplantae; Streptophyta; Magnoliopsida; Malvales; Malvaceae. The transcript has 8 exons. The record is from RefSeq and is a predicted model, not a curated record. The coding region runs from base 306 to 1421 and encodes 371 amino acids.
GAUCUUAUAUAAUUUGAUGACUUAAGCUCCACGGUUCAAUCAUACCCAAAUACAAACAUCCUCAGACCAAGUUGUAAAAACCUCGCCCUCAAGCUUCUUUUUCUCCUUCCUUCCUUCCUUCCUUCUCUCUCUCUCUCUCUAUAUAUAUAUAUAUAUAUAUAUUUUCCGUAGAAAUUCUCUCAAGUUGAAGGGUUAUGUGAUGAUCAACAACUUGGAAGAAAUAUUGGCUGGGAUCUUCUGCAUCAAUGAAAUUAUAGGGUGGAUUCAUUGUCUCUCUUGAUUAAGCUUCCGAUCAAUAUAAAGCGAUGACAGAAGACAUGAAGGAGAUGAAUGGAGUGGAAAAGAGGGCUGACGGCGAAGUAUGUUCCCAGAAGUGGACGAACUUUGACUUGAAUGAAGAUGCUGUGAGCUAUGAGGACGAGGAUGAGAAUUUUGGGAAGGAGAGUGAAGUUAGUGUUGAAGAGGAUGAGAUUGAGAAGAGAAGUGAGGGGAGUUGCAGCAAUAACAUUAAUGGAGGCAUUAAUAAUAACGAUAGAAGAAGAGUGAGGCAAUACGUUAGGUCAAAGCUGCCUCGGCUUCGGUGGACUCCUGAUCUUCAUCUCUCUUUUGUGCAUGCCGUUGAAAGACUCGGUGGACAAGGCAAAGCAACUCCGAAGUUAGUUCUUCAGUUGAUGAACGUGAAGGGACUUAGCAUUGCCCAUGUAAAGAGUCAUUUGCAGAUGCAUAGAAGUAAGAAGCCUGACGUGACCGGACAAGUUUUCAGCAAAAGUAAUCGAUCAAUAAAAGGAAGGGAAGAAUUUCGGAGCAUAUUGUUGCAGCAAGCCGCCGCCGUAGGCUCGGGUCCUCGUCAACAUUUCAGAAUGGAAAAUGGUGGAAUUGUCUUAGCCGCUGAGUCUCUUGAAAAUAACAUCACACCGACUCCUCUUUACCAACGGCCACUAGAUUUCAAACCCAGCUUUCCCAGGCACCACUUACCGCUAAAUUCUUUGAUAAGCAAAGGUGGAGAAGAACAUGGUUUCCCAAAGGCUGCCUUCAACAAUGAAGGGCUUGUGCGAAUGAGACCCAUGAGACCAGGCCGGGUUCUUGGAGAGAAGAGGUGGCAUCCUUUCCAUAUGAUCUGUAAUAGAUUGGAAGUUAAAGGAAAGGACACAUAUAGACCCAAUGAGGCCAACCUGGGAAACAACUACAUUGUUGGGCAGUUUCUUUCCAACAAGCUUGAUUUCUUGAGCAAAGUUGAUGAUUAUAAAUCCGAGUUUGACGCCUCACUUUUGAUGAAUAUGAAUCAAGAUAAAGUGAUGAAGGAUAUGGAAUGGUUACCCGAUCUACAGUUAAGAUUAAGCCAAAGGUUUGGAAUUGAUGAUGAAAAGAAAUCACAUUGUAAAGGCUUGCACGAAAUUAACACUCAACUUUCACUUUCUUAAGUUUAAUGCAAGACACAGUAGAAUUGUUCAAAGAA